AUGCCGCCCACACGUCUGAAGAGGGUUCUACCGCAUCACGAGAAGAUACAACUCCUGGAUUUGCUCAGAGAAGGGAAAAGUUAUGCCGAAGUAGCCCGCCAUUAUGAGCUCAACGAGAGUACCGUGCGCUACAUAAAGAAGAGGGAGAUGAAAAUAAGGAUGUCUCACACAGAACAGUUGGAGAUGAAGGAACCUCUUGAUGAAGAAACAAGAGGGCAGAAGGACACUGAUGCUGGGCAGCCUACUUGCAACGUCUCAGAGAGAUGCUUACGCAGCUUCAAAGUGUACGACGUUCUCCCAAGCCCAACUAACUUGCAGCGCUGGGGAUUAGCAAACACUGCAGAAUGCAAGCUGUGUCAGAAGAAAGCCACCCUAAAGCACAUCCUCAGUUGCUGCCCAAAGGCCUUGGGGGAAGGGCGGCACCGUUGGCAUCACGACCAGGUUCUCAAGGCCCUGGCCAAUACGCUUAGCACAGCUAUUACUAACUGCAGGAUUGGAAACUCCCAAGUCGACCUGGGGAGACAACUCAAGUUCCCAGAAAACAUCCUGGGCACUUCACUCCGCCUAGACAUGGUGAUAACAUCAGAGGCAACAAAGCAAGUGGUCCUAGUUAAGCUUACUGUCCCCUGGGAAGACAGACUGGAGGAGGCCAAUGAACGUAAGAGGGCGAAAUAUGCGGAGUUGGUAACUGAGUGCCGGAGCAAUGGCUGGAAAGCCCGCUGCCAACCAGUUGAGAAAAAGCCUCAAGAUGGCUAUGGAUCCGGAUGGGGGAUCCUUGGAGUAGCAGGCCACUUGGACACAAGUAGCAGUGAGUGUACAGACGUCGCUCCCCAACCCCAAGUCUCCACUGAAAAGACGAAAAGAAAAAGACACCCAAACCUGCCUGACACGUCAUCAGCUACAACAGAUGUGGACGAAGCAGAAAUAGAAGUAGUAGUAGUAGAAGAAGAGGACAGAGAGCAAGAUGAAGAAUAUAAUGCCAAAAAAGCAAAGACACAAACAGACAGUCCAACAAUACAGAUAAAAGCAGAAUCCCAGUUGCCAUCUCAAGACUACUCUGCAGAGGAUGCAGAGCACGUGUAUGACAAGCAUAUUUGCCAGACGUGCCAACGCUGUUUCAAGAUGCGCUCCCAUCUUCAAGAGCACCUCCUAUCGCAUUUUCCCGACCAGGGUUUGCAGUGUCCAACUUGCGAGCGCUUCUUCAGCAGCAGGAGCAAAUUGCGUGUGCACCAGCUUCGCGAAGAGGGCAAAAAAGACCACCAUUGCCACUUAUGCGAGUACUCUGCAGUGGAACACAAUGCCAUCCGCCGUCACCUCAUCACGGUCCACGCUGACGAAAUGGAAGAAGAUCCGGCGCGCCACCGCUAUCCGUGUAUCACUUGCGGGAAGAGCUUUGGGCAAAGCGGGUCGCUAAAGGCUCACAUGAAGACUCACCAUGUCCGAGCACACAAGACGGCAGUGAAGUGCUUCCACGACGGUUGUCCUUUCCGGAGUCAUUUGCGCAGAGUUCACAUGCGACACUUCGAAGAGGAGCACGGGACAGCAGGGGUGGGAUGUCGCCAUCACACCUGUGUCGCAGUUUUUCCCAGUAAGAAGCACAUGGAGGAUCACUUCAAGACCCACCUUGCUUACCACUGCUCGCAGUGCGAUUUUUCAUGUUCCAACAAAGCUGCCUUCCUUCAGCAUCAACGGCAGGGCCACAACGGCAGUGAAAAGCUCUGCUGUGAGUUUUGUGACUAUUUUACAUUUAACCCAGUGGAACUCAAACGGCAUAUUUGGCACUUGCAUUCCAACGAGAAGACCCACCGCUGCUCACUGUGUAGCUACAUGACCUCACACAAAACUUCUUUGACCCGACACAUGCUGACGCACAAUGAUGAGAAGCCCUACAAGUGUCAGUUGUGUGACUUCCGGUGCCGAGACGAGUCUUACCUCUCCAAACAUAUGAUCACACACUCGGGUGAAAGAAACUUUUUGUGUGAAGAAUGUGGAUACGUCACCAAGUGGAAGCACUAUCUGAACAUCCACAUGAGGAAACAUGCAGGAGAUCUCAGGUAUGAGUGUGAUCAGUGCUCGUAUCGCUGUCAUCGCAUGGACCAGCUCAACAGCCACAAACUAAGACAUCAAUCCAAAUCCCUUAUGUGUGAAAUCUGUGCCUAUGCAUGCAAGCGCAAAUGUGAGCUUCGCAAUCACAUGUUGGCCAAGCAUUCUGUUGAAGGAAAUUCAGCAUCCGUGCAUAAGUGCAAAUACUGUGAAUACACAACAUGUUUUAAGCAAGCCCUUCAAAACCACGAGAACUGUAAACACACAAGACUGAAACAGUACUACUGCGCUCUCUGUCCCUAUUUCUCGUUCAGUAGCAUUAGCCUCUUCCUGCACAAAAAGAAAACGCACGGCUAUGUGCCUGGUGACAAGGCUUGGCUGGAGAAUUAUGCCGCAAAAGACAGGGAGAGAAACUCAAAGACCGUACUACGGGACUCCGUGAUGAGUUAUGAGGGUUCUGGAAUGACCACUGAAGUAUGCAUUCCAAUGGAACAGUCCAAUCCUGAUGCUCCAGUAGCUGAGAUUGCAGGUGAAGCUCAUUCCCAAGCUGGGCCGUCACUGGAUGCUGAUAGUUUAAUGAUUAAGGAGGGGACCAGUGAAGGAAUAUCACAUAGUCCUCAACCUGGAGCCAGCCCAGAAUAUUGCACUCUUGUUUUAACAACAUUGACCCCUGACUGUGAAACUAUUUUUUUGCCAAACGAAGACUCAACUUCUGACAUUAUGCCGAGUAACACCGAUUCAGCUAAUGAAAAAGAAGCCAUCUUUUUGUCAACAAUCUCGUCAAAAGAAGAUGAGGUAACCACUGUUCGUGAUGGAGAAAAUAGUUUGUGUGGCUCUGACACUGCAAUUCCAGAUACUCCACCUGAGAAGAAUCGCAAUAUAAAUCCUACAAAAAUACAAGCUGAAGCUCUUGUUUUGGAUGGCAGGAUCCAAUUGCUUGCAGUCCCAACUCAAGAUGUUUAUCGUUGUGAUCAGUGCUCUUAUGUCACUAAGAAAGAGAAGACUCUUCAGCGUCACCGUCGGGCUUUGUGUCGCGGUAGGCAACAGCGUCUCAAAUGCCAGGCCUGUGGUACCCAGUUCAAACAGAGACGGAGAUUUGAUGACCACCUUGCAAACAAGUGCCCAAAAACAUUUAUUGGGAAGGCAGCCAAACAGAUAGAAGACAACUCUAUUGCAAGUCAGGAAACUUGUGAAAAAGUUGCGAAAGUUCCCUCACAACCAACGGGAAUUUCAGCUGAGGUAAAUCAUCUUGAUGGCCGGAUUGAUAGUGCCUCAACAGCCAGUGAGCUAGAGAGUAAUCAAAAUCGAGAUGGAGACAAAUCGGUGUCCAGAAACUUAACAAAUACCGGGAAAUUCAAGUGCAACUUUUGUAGUUUUUCAUCAGUGAAGCUCGCAACAGUUAAUAGACACAUUUUCAGUUGCCAAAAACGAGAAAAAAACGCUCAAAAAGUUGGUGGAAAACAAAAAGUUGAGAAAGGAUAUGUGUCUGAGAGCAGACCGGGAAUCGCUUUACCCCUCCAGGAGAAGACCGAUGUAGUCCAGAGCCCUACUUGUGCAUCGAAGCCAACGCACUUAGACCAAAAAUCUGUCGCGCAAGAUGGACGCAAAGCACAAAACCAAAAUGGCUCUAUUUCUCCUCAUACAUGCCGCUACUGUUCUUUCACUACCUCCAGGCGUUACCGUUUGGAAGAGCACGAGUCCCUUCACACAGGAAGUGGACGUCAUGCCUGCGACAUCUGUGACAAGACCUUCGGAGCGGCGACCAAGCUUCGCCAGCACAAGGUGCGCAUACAUCAUGGAAAACCGCCUCUGCCAUGCAGCUUUUGCGACUACUGCGGUUACACGGCAGAUGACGUGAGGCGACACACUCGCAGGUGCCACACGGGGGACUCUCAUCACAACUGCACCGAUUGCGAAGCUUGCUUCAGUUCGAAAGCGGCUCUGAGAAACCACCGCAAACGAGCACAUCAGCUGCGACCUCGUUUUGCCUGCGAGCAAUGCAACUAUGUUUGCAACAGUGAGACCAUACUGAGGAAACACCAACAGAGCGAGCACCGUGAAACUUUCAAGGUCAAAGUAGAUCGGAGAAUCCACCUCACCCAUGAGUGUCAGCUCUGCUCCUUCACUGGAAAAAGCAAGCAGCUCCUCUCACAGCACCUCCUUGACGAACACGAGGAGUCCUCUCUGGAUAAACCGUUACAAUGCGGAAGCUGCACAUUUACUUGUCGGCACGCACUAGUGUUGGAACAGCACCUGCGCUCGCAUGGAGGCAAACGUGUGUACAAGUGCACAGAUUGCAAGUACUCGACAGGCAACAAGCAAAAGAUCACCUGGCAUGUUCGCAUUCACACGGGGGAGAAGCCAUACCGGUGUGAGCACUGUAGCUACACCUGUGUCGAUCCCUCAAGGCUGAAGCUUCAUAUGAGGGUUCACCAAGAUGAGAAAAAGUACCUUUGUCCUGAAUGUGGCUACAAAUGCAAGUGGGCCACUCAACUGAAGUACCACAUGACCAAGCAUACUGGAGAGAAGCCGUUUACCUGCGACCAGUGUGAAUACCGUACUAACCGAGCGGAUGCUCUCCGUGCCCACCAGACCACACAGCACUGCGAUGUACGCGCCUUCGUCUGUGAGAAAUGUGGCAAAGCAUUCAAGACCAACUUUAUUUUGAAGACCCACCAGCGGCAGCAUGGCGACCAGAGGUCGUACGCAUGCGGCGUGUGCCACAAGGCCUUUCGCUGGCCUGCUGGCCUCAGGCACCACUUCCUGACCCACACAAAGGAGCUGCCAUUUCGCUGUUGCCAUUGUUCAUAUAGAGCAAAGCAGAGGUUUCAGGUGGUCAAACAUUUGCAGAGGCACCACCCGGGGACUUCGGUGGAGCAAGGGGUAGAGAGGGACUCGGACAUCGGCGGCCUCACCCUGAAGACUGCUAUGCAGGGAACACUGAAUGAUAUAGUCUGA
This is a messenger RNA of Nerophis lumbriciformis (worm pipefish), 5001 nucleotides long. NCBI's taxonomy places the organism in Eukaryota, Metazoa, Chordata, Actinopteri, Syngnathiformes, Syngnathidae. The record is from RefSeq and is a predicted model, not a curated record.